This is a messenger RNA of Nezara viridula (southern green stink bug), 1105 nucleotides long. Lineage: Eukaryota; Metazoa; Arthropoda; Insecta; Hemiptera; Pentatomidae. The record is from the annotation of a GenBank genome assembly.
AUGGAGUCGGUGGAACUGACCUGGGAGCCUGCGCGUUCUGCCCCUGGCGAAUUUUCGCGAAGAGCUCCUCGAACCCUCUGCUGUCCUGAUCCCUGUUCGCGAAUUUUGUGCCGCCAAGGGGCCUUGCCAGGCAGGCGAAUCCUCGCCAACCGCGAAUAUGCAAAAGAUUACGACAUCUGCCAUGCAGAAUACGGAAAGACAGGAGUGAAACUGCUCUACAUCUACAAGUCGGGGCUGCACCAGACCCCGAGGGAGCUGGAAGUGACCACUAGGAUUAGCCUGGCCGAUAGGAACGAAUACAAGCAUGGGGACAACAGGGAUAUCAUAGGGACCGACUCACAGAAGAAUAUUGUCUAUGUGUUGGCGAAGAAACAUGGAGUGACGAGUCCUGAAGAGUUCGGCCUCUUGCUGGCUCAGUUCCUAUUGGACCAGUACUCGCACGUGGUGGAAUCGAGUGCGACAGUGAUAGAGACGACAUGGGACAGGAUCGAGAAGGACGGGAUGAAGCACAAGCAUGCCUUCGUCCACAACCCGGGAGUCGAGAGGUGGGCUUCGGUUAAGAUCAACAGAAGAGAACCGCCUGUGAUCACGGCUGGUCUGCGAGGUCUGAGGGUGCUGAAGACAACUCAGUCAGAGUUCAAGAACUUCUACCGCGACGAGUACAGGACCCUCCUGGACACGGACGACAGGAUAUUCUCGACGAUAAUCAAAAAGAUCCAGAUGGACAUGCCGAAUAAACAUUACAUGGAUAUGGACCUGUCCGGGUUUCCUAAGGACAUGGUUGGUGUUGGUGUCAACAAAACUGUCUUCUUGCCAACUGACAAGCCAUCCGGGUUCAUCCAUGCGGCGCUCGAGCGUAAAGGAUCAUCCAAGUUGUGAACACCAUAAUAUUGUAUGGAAAUAUAUAUAUAUAUAUAUAUAUAUAUAUAUAUAUAUAUAUAUAUUAAUGUAUCUAUUUACUUAAUGAAAUUUUCUACUUUUCAAUGUCAAUAUUUUUAAAUGAACAUUUUAUUUUGGUAUAUUUGUAUUAGGUGGUUGAUGUUGCAUUUAAACAUUUGUGUCACUUAUUAUAAAAAAAUAAAUAAAUAUAUUUGUUAUUGUUAAA